Messenger RNA from Pocillopora damicornis (cauliflower coral), 2656 nucleotides. RefSeq names its product high mobility group protein 20A. The record is from RefSeq and is a predicted model, not a curated record. NCBI's taxonomy places the organism in Eukaryota, Metazoa, Cnidaria, Anthozoa, Scleractinia, Pocilloporidae. Gene Ontology annotation, cellular component: nucleus. Gene Ontology annotation, biological process: regulation of gene expression. Gene Ontology annotation, molecular function: nucleic acid binding; zinc ion binding.
UGUUCCGGGAAGCGUGGUAGCCUCGAGGAGUGCGCGCUGUUUUCUUCGCUUUUCUUUUGUUUUCUUUCCGUUUUUACAACUUUACUGCGAAAGAAUUGGCAAAACUAAGGUGAUAACUCAACUUAUCCAUUCGAAAUCUUCAACGCUGCGAGUGCAAGCGUAACUCUGCCGAAUAUCUACGUGGCAGACCUCCAUUGAAAUCGGACAGAUCAUGGAAACCGCAGGCGAUAGUGACCUAACCGGCGAAAAACAAAACGAAGGACGGUCAUCUGUGCAAGACAGAUCGUCAGCUGAAAAUAGUCCAUCUGCUAGUCCAAAUAAACCUGAGCAAAAGCCUGAGCAGAAGAAGACUAUAUUUUCAAAAGGAAAGAAAAGGAAGAAGACUGACAAGGACUUGAAUGCUCCUAAAGCCCCUCUUACUGGUUAUGUCAGGUUCCUGAAUGAGCAUCGAGAGAAGGUCAGGGCUGAGAAUCAGAACCUUCCUUUUCAUGAAGUUACCAAGAUUCUUGGGAAUAUGUGGAGUCAGCUACCUUCUCAGCAAAAACAGGCCUAUUUGGAAGAAGCUGAGAAGGACAAAGAACGUUAUAUGAAGGAACUAGAAGUAUAUCAACAGACUGAUGCAUACAAGAACUUUGUAGCCAGACAAAAAGCAAUGAAAAAAGGUGAAGGAGAUGUCAAUGGUGCUGAGGGAAAUGAUGACUUGUUCUGCAGUGCUUGUAACUUGUACUUCAACUCACCACACAACAAGCGUGAACAUAUGUCUGGCAAGAAGCACUUUGCUGUGGUCUCUUCGCAGAUGGACAAAUCUGAGAAGCAUGUAGAAAAGGCAAAUGGUAGAGAUUCAUCUGAUGCAAAAAAAGUGGAAGAAAAUUCUGAUUCACAGCCACUACAAAUUCCUUUAGAUGGAGAUAUUCCAAUAUUUACAGAGGAGUUUUUAAACUUCAAUAAAGCUCGUGAAAAUGAACUUAGGAAACUGAGGAAAGUGAACACAGAGUUUGAAGAGCAGAAUGCCAUUCUUAGUAAACACAUAGAGAAUAUGAAGAAAGGCAUUGACAAAUUGGAAGGAGAAAGGAAAGAGCAACAAAAUGAAAUCAGUGCACUGCAGAGACACCUUGCCAAAUUGCGACAAAUAAUUUCCCGUAGUUUUGUUGAUAUUCAAAUUCCAGGAGUGACAGAUCCUCUAACAUCGGAGACAGUGGACUCAUUUGUAGCAAAACUGCAACAAUAUAUUCAAGAAAAUAGUAAAGAAAACUUGGAGUUAACAUCAAGGAUAAAAGAUAUUAUAGCUUCUCUGGACUAUCCCAAUUGCUUAAAAGAGGUGAACAGCUGAUGCACCGCACAUCACUGAUGCUUUGAUCCAUCGAUAAUUCAUGUACCACCUUCCUUUUUCUUACUGUAGUGACUUUGUAAUUCCUGUCAACUGUGUUAGUAACUAUGGGUUCACCAUCAUUUGUAGAACUUUUUUUUACAUGAUGUGUCGAAGUGAUGUAGGGAAACUGAGAGCAGUAAUUGGGAAGUGCAACUUGUUUUCAGGAUGUAGUAACUUGAGCUUGUUUAACCCUUUAACUCUCACUAGUGACCAAGACAGUCCUCUUACAAUAUCAAUACCAUAUCAUGUUGGCAAUCGAGGUUAAGAAAGAAAAAUGUCAAUUAGGGUAUUGUUAUAUGAUCCAAUACCAAAUUCUUGAAACUAACAUCAUAACCUAUGUAUGAGAGUAAGUAAGGGGAAGUACUGGUCAGAUCUUGGGAGGGAAAGGGUUAACUGUGUAGACUGGUUGAGAGAAAGAUGCUUUUCGUCAUUUCACGAGCGUGGGGCAAAGAAAAGUUCUUUCUCUAUUCCUUUACCGAGGUUAAACUUACCAUCUCUCUUAUUCUACUUGUAUACUUGUUAUUAAAAAAUUUUCCUAGCAGGAAGAUUCUGAGAAUAAGGGUCGCAUGCGCGUACUUACACAUGUUCAUGUCCAAGUAUGUAUGCCUAUGAGAUUGUAAUUAAGGGUACAUCUUGUACUUACAACCAGGAAAUCACGGGUUGAUGUGUAAGGGUAGUGCAUGUAGUGCUUUGAUGGAAAGGACUGAAAUCACUGUGAGGAUAAAAUAAUGUGAAUUGUUUAUUCAAAACUGAUGUAGAGUUUAGAUUUUCUUGCAACUUCGAAUUGGAUGUGUUUACAAUUUACCCUUUUUGACUCGAUGAAAGUUUUCCUGAUCCAGGUAAACGUUUUUGUUGUGAUGGUUACAACUUGUUUGGUUUUCAUACAUUAGUUGAAGUAACCUCAAAACAAAGAAAAUAAAACAAAAAAACAAAAACAAAAGCCAAAAAAAAAAAGAAAAGAGGAAGAAGAAUGACAAGAAUUAAAUGGAAGGAGUAGAAAGAGAUGACAGGAGGCGGUGUGCUCCUGUACAGUAAUUAGUAUUUGACUUUUUCGCGGUUUGUAAAUAUUUGGAAAACACGGAAAUACUCAAGAGACCUUUCCGACAGAACAGUUAGCGAUUGUGUUUUUGUACAGCGGCUUGUAUUUAUUGAUUAUGGAUUUUUCCUCUCUUUAUUUUUAGAAGAUAAUGAGACAUUGUGAUGUUGGUUACCGAAUAAAUAAUUCGCCACGAGACUUGUUCAACGCGUUGUUCUCCCUUAUGGAAUGAAAAUAAAGUUUUUGCUGCA